Molecule: messenger RNA, 3156 nt
Organism: Trichoderma citrinoviride
Lineage: Eukaryota; Fungi; Ascomycota; Sordariomycetes; Hypocreales; Hypocreaceae
Exons: 5
Coding region: 1-3156 (1051 amino acids)
Biological process (GO): positive regulation of TORC1 signaling
Cellular component (GO): cytoplasm
Molecular function (GO): protein binding
Source: RefSeq, a predicted model, not a curated record
AUGGAUCGCCCAGAGCCAGGACUCGUCAAAUGGUCCCCCAAGGCCUCCAUCGACAGCUUUGUGCACAUAAACCUGCAACAUCGCGUUGUUCAGCUCUAUGAGCCCACUGGCCACGCCCGCGCAGGGAGGUUCGACUAUGCCAAAGUCAGCAGACACGAUGACUUUCCCCCUCUGACGACGUACGAUUGGUCCCCUGAGAAUCCAAGCCUGCUGGCGGUUGGAACUGGGGCCGGCAUUGUGAACCUCUUGAGGAUCGAUGACAGCUCUAAUGCAUACGUCGAGCUGGGCCUCAAGAUGGCUCGGACGUGCCAGGCUGUCUCCUUCAACACAACUGGCCUGUUGGCGGUAGGGUUGGACCGUGUUCGGAUGGAUCAAAGUCUUCAGAUAUGGGACGUGCACCGCUUGUCGUCCGUGACACCUCUGGGAAAGGGGUUCCCUGAGAAUUGGGGCAGUCUUUCGGAACCCAAGAGGGUUGAACCAAGCGUGUCAGUCUCUAGUAUCAAGUUCUUCGAAGACAGUCCUCAAGUGCUGGUGGCCGGCAUCAAGGGCCAAGGUGUCAGGAUACACGAUCUUCGUGAUCCAACUGGUGUCAUCACUUUCCCCACCAAGUGCAACAACAACUUGGCAAUCGACUACGCUGAUCAAAACUAUUUUGCAUCUUCGGCACUCGACCACCCCGGCGUCAUGAUAUGGGACCGUAGAGCAACCUCUCGCCCCGCAGCGUCUCACACGUACACCCAAGCGGUUGAAGAAGACGACCUGCCCUGGGGUGGAGCCUUACGCCUCGAUACCGUCGUCGACACUGAUUCCGAUUCUUCUAUGGCUGAGGAGAAGCACUCUCUCAUUCGCUCUCUGCGUUAUUGCCGUGACCAUCGCGGUCUGCUGGCUGUCUUAUCCCGCACCGGACAACUCAAGGUCCUGGAGACCAACAAAGAGCUUCCGUCAUCUGACGCCGUGCCGCACGAGGGCCCUGAGCUUCUCAAGGUACAGCGAUCCCACGAGAUGGACGUUUCAUACCGCGAAAACUCUAGAAAGAAUGACAGAAUCGUCUCCUUCGAUUGGGUGACGCUCGGCUCGGCCGCCUUGCGACCUAGGCUCCUGGUACUGCGGGCAAACGGCGGGUUCGAUAUCUUGGAGCAGGCAAGUCGUACGGCCGAUCAUGUCUUUAAGCUCGUACCCUGGCAAGCCCCUCAUCGCGGCCUCGAAGAGAACACUCCAUACCAGGAUCUGAUGCGGUUUGAAGCCACCCAGGCUCCAAAGAUGCUGGCCCCCAUCAUCAUAGAGAACAACUUAUCUGAUGUUCCCAUUUUCGGGCCGGAUAGGGUGAACGUUGAGGCCAUCAUUGAGAAGACUCUGGACCCAAAGACGCCAAUUUCAAUCUCUGUUGAACUUGCGAACCAGAUAUCUUCACCUUUGCCCGAGGCCUUUACAACGGCCCCGACAAUUGCAGAAAAGCUCCGUAGCCUACGCAACUAUGUACGAGAAGAGAGCAAUGUUCCGGAUUCGCCCGCAGAAGGCCGGCCCCACGCCAGCGAUGUGAAGCGGCUGAAUCAUGGCAAACCUGGCUCGGCAUUGAUCAGCUCCAAUGGCAUUGGAUCUUGUACAGAGAUCCAUGAAGCGCUCCUCGGCACUCUUGCGUCGGCAUCUGGACUUCCCAGGGAAGCGCAAGUCGUGGUGGACCACGUCAAGCUCUUUCGUGCAAAGGAGAGAUAUCUGUUCGAUGCUGUCACCAAUAGGAACGUGAUAUCUGACGACCCCUGGAAGCGAUUCGUCUGGGACUGGAUUGGUGAUGCGGAACGAGCUGCAGACGAUGGCGCGUUAAUGCUAUCUCACAUGGAUCUCAGUUACCUGGGAGUGCAUGCUAUAUGGACGAAUGAUCUCGGCCGGAAUCCCACCUCUCGUCUGUCUCCAGGUGCCCACGUUCCCGACGCCUAUGCAUGGGAACGUUCCAUCGGCGCAUAUUGUAAGAAGCACCAGUUGCCCAAAUUUGACGGGGUUGCGACGAAGAAACCUCAUCAUCGCCAGCUGUGCCUUGAGAUAUGUGGCUGGGGCGAUGACCAGAAUCAUGAUCCCAGCGGCCUGGACCGGGAAGCCGACCCGGAAUAUCCAGCCGGCAUCCACACAAUGGCCGCUUCCCGCGCUCUCUUCAGGGGCGAUACAAAGCUGGCCGUAGAGAUCCUGAAGGAGGCCAGCCAGUCACAUCCGGAGCUGCUCUUUGUGUCGUUGGCCCUGCAGCUCAUCGGCCGCGAGGGCAGACAGCUUCCCAAGGAGAGGCUGGAAAUCGACGAGGCCGUGGCGUCCAAGACGGAUCCGUAUCUUCGGGCGAUAUCAUCCCUGAUAGCCACGGGCGACUGGACCAUCAUCGCCAAUCAGCCCUCCCUGCCCCUUGCCGAUCGAGCGUACGUUGCGUUGCGCAACUUCUCGGACGAGCAGCUCACUGCGUGGCUCAACGAGCAGGUCUCGCGCGCCGUGGCAGAAGGAGACAUCGAGGCCAUCUGCCUGACGGGCAUCACCGACACCAUGGUGGACAUCUUUGCCCGCUACGUCGAAAAGUUCAACGACUUCCAAACGGCGACGCUCGUCAUGUCCAUCUGCGCGCCGCGGUACAUCGACGACAUCCGCUGCCGCGCAUGGCGCAACGCCUACAGGGCCUACCUGCAGCGCCACCGCUUCUUCUUCCAGCGCACCAAGUUCGAGGUCGAGUCGACGAAGCGCUCCAAGCGCGAGGGCGUCCCCGCGCUCAAGCCCUCGUCGCGCCAGAUCGCCCUCCGCUGCGUCUACUGCGACGCCAGCACGUCCCUCGCCAACCACCACAAGGCGGCGGCGGCGCCCAUGGUGCCCUCGUCCGCCAUGGAGACGCGCAACCCCAUGCUGGCGACGAGCAUCAACGCCGGCGUCAGCUGUCCCAAUUGCGGGAGGCACCUGCCGCGGUGCAUCCUCUGCUACGAGGUCGUCGGCGUGCCGCGGUCGGACCGGCCCGAGGAGAGGGAGGAGACGCGCAUGGCGAGCAGGUUCCCGACGUUUUGUCUCCGGUGCGAGCAUGUCCUGCACUUGGACCACGCGAGGGAGUGGUUUGCGAGGCAUGCCGAGUGUCCUGUGCCCGAGUGUCGGUGUCGUUGCAGUUUCAGGGCGAAUCCGGAGCUGAACUAUCAUUAG